AUGACAUCGUCGUUUCGUUCUCAGAUCGCGGUCGAGAAGACGGAGGACGAAGGUCCCAAGAAGGGCGUCAUCAAGUUCGGCUGGUUGGAAGGAGUGUUCAUGCGAUGUCUGCUCAACAUCUGGGGGGUCAUGCUGUUCUUGCGUCUGUCGUGGGUGAUGGGACAAGCCGGGAUCGGCGAGGGUCUCCUCAUCAUCUCCGGAUCCAACAUCGUGACCCUCGUCACCAGCAUCUCCAUGUCUGCCGUCUGCACCAACGGACAGAUCAAAGGAGGUCGCACGCUCGCGUUUCACCAUUCGUACACCCUUUGCGGUGGAAUCUACUACAUGAUUUCGAGGUCCCUUGGCCCCUCGUUCGGUGGUGCCAUCGGGCUCAUGUUCACCAUCGCCAACAGCAUCGCCUGCGCCAUGUACGUCAUCGGCUUCUGCGACUCCAUCAAGGAUCUGUUGGCCAACGAAUUCGCCACGAAUAUGAUCGACGGUGGGGACAACGACACCCGUGUGGUGGGCAUUGCCACCAUCAUCCUCAUACUCGGCAUCGUCUUCGUCGGAAUGGAUUGGGUCACUCGAACCCAGCUCGUGCUCCUGGUCGUCUUGGUGGCCUCGCAAGUGGACUUCAUCGUUGGAACCCUCAUCGGCCCGUACGACGACAAAAAUCUGGCUCGAGGCUUCGUGGGUUACAGGAAGGAUGUAUUCCAACGGAACUGGGGCUCCGCAUACGGGCCCUCGAGGAUCCAGGACGGAGACCAGGACUUCUUCAGCGUCUUUGCCGUCUUCUUCCCAGCCGUCACCGGCAUCGUUGCCGGCGCCAACCUCUCCGGUGACCUCAAGGACCCGUCUUCGGCGAUCCCGAAGGGGACGUUGGCGGCGGUGGUUCUCACGUACCUCUCGUACAUCGGGUAUGGGGUGAUGCUCGGAGGUUCUGCCGUGAGGGAGGCAUCGGGAGAGAUCUCCGAACUCGACAAGACUCUCGUCGACGUCUUGCAAUCGGAUGCCUUCAACUGCACCCUUCGAUCCUGCAAGUGGGGACUCCAGAACAGCAACCAGAUGAUGGCAGCUGCUUCCGCAUGGAUGCCGUUGAUCUACGGAGGCUGCUUCGCCGCCACGCUCUCUUCUGCCAUCGCCAGUCUCGUCGGUGCUCCUCGCGCCCUAGCCAAGGAUAAGUUGUACCCUGGGAUCAGCUUCUUUGGAGCCGGCUACGGAGCCAAUAAUGAUCCAGUGAGGGGUUACGUGGCUUGCUUCAUCCUCGCCGUCGCCUGCAUCCUCAUCGCCAAUUUGAACGCGGUGGCGACGUUGGUGGUGAAUUUUUUCCUGGCCGCCUAUGGGCUCAUCAACUUCUCCGUCUUCCACGCUUCUGUGACGAAAUCUCCAGGCUGGAGACCGUCUUUCAAGUUCUACAACGCGUGGGUGAGUCUGUUAGGGACACUCAUGUGUGUGGUGGUGAUGUUCCUGAUCCAGUGGGAGGUGGCCCUCGCCACCUUCGGCGUCACGAUGGCCCUCUACCUAUAUGUCAACUACCGCAAACCCGACGCCAACUGGGGCUCGAGCACGCAAGCGCAGGUGUACACGAGUGCGCUGAAGAGCGUGCACGAUCUGAACAAGACAGGUGAACACGUGAAGAACUACCGACCUCAGUUGCUCGUCCUUGCCGGUCUUCCCAGUACCCGACCUCCCCUGUUGGAAUUUGCCUAUCUCCUCACCAAGUCCAGUUCACUGCUCAUCACCGGUCACAUCAUCAAGGGUCCGAUGAAGCAUAGCGCGAGGGCAUCACUGGUCCAGAAGGGUUAUACCUGGCUCCAGCGUCAUCAUAUCAAGAGUUUUUACAACAUCGUGGAGAGCGACCGAUUUGACAAAGGAACAAAGGCCUUGCUUCAACUGUCCGGCUUGGGAAAGCUCCGUCCCAAUGUCCUUCUCCUCGGGUUCAAGGCUGACUGGCGCUCCUGCCACCCGACCGACAUGCUCCAAUACUUCAAUGUCAUUCAUGAUGCCUUCGACAACUACCUGGCGGUGGGGAUUCUGAGACUCCAAGAGGGUUUGGACUACAGUGACAUCGUGGAAGAGGAAAAUGCAGUCGUCGUCGAGGAGAAACCUCUCAAGACCAACAAAUCCGCCGUCUCCCUCGGGGAAAAGGGAGCGGAGUCGAGUCCGACUUCGAGUCCCGAGACGUCUCGAAGGAACCACUCGGCAGACGAAACGGAGAAGGAGACGAAAGAAAAGCGAAAGCAGCAGAAGAAGCGACGGAUGUCGUUGUCGCAGAUGUACCGGGGACCGGGCGGGGCCACUUUGCCGAAGACGGUCGUCAACAAUCUGACCCGUUUCCAGCAGAAACAGAAGAAGGGAGCUCGGAUCGACGUCUGGUGGCUGUACGACGACGGUGGACUGACGGUCCUCCUUCCUUACAUUUUGAUUCAGAGGAACCAAUUUUCCUCUGCUUCUCUUCGCAUCUUCUCCCUCGCCUCCUCCAAGGGAGAACUUGAACACGAGCAGAGAAGUAUGGCGGCCCUACUGAGCAAGUUCCGCAUCGACUACAGUGACGUGGUAGUCAUCGCUGACGUCCAGAAAAAGGCGACCGAUAAUGCGCUCCAGCAAUUCGAUACCCUCAUCGAACCCUUCAAAGAGAUGGAUAACGAAACCAGAGAACUUGGAACGUACAUCCCAGAGGCAGAACUGCUGGCCAAUCGUGACAAGACCAAUCGCCACGUGAGGCUAAGAGAACUCCUCCAUCAUCAUUCCCUCGAUGCUACCCUGAUCGUCAUGACGUUGCCGAUGCCGCGAAAGGAGAGCGUGUCGGCCCCGCUGUACAUGGCCUGGUUGGAGACCCUGACCAAGGACAUGCCUCCAUUCUUCCUCGUCAGAGGGAACCAGACCUCCGUCAUCACCUUCUACUCUUGA
Messenger RNA from Darwinula stevensoni, 2889 nucleotides. The record is from the annotation of a GenBank genome assembly. NCBI's taxonomy places the organism in Eukaryota, Metazoa, Arthropoda, Ostracoda, Podocopida, Darwinulidae.